CGUUCUGCACACAUUGCUGUAAUUGUCAGAAGUACUUCUCCCACGCCAGAAAUUAAGAGAAAUUAGGAAGAUGGUUUCUGGGCAACUCUCACACGAGAUGAAGAUAGAGGUGCCUGCUACUGAAGCCUGGGAGCUCUAUGGCACGCUUCGUUUGGCAAAUCUCGUUGAAGAAGUUUCAACUCUCAUUGAGAAAAUUGAGGUCUUGGAAGGUGAUGGAGGGCUUGGGACUGUUCUCAAGCUAACAUUUGUACCAGGCACACCUGGUCUUAGCAGUUCCUCGGAGAAGUUCACAAAGAUUGACAAUGAGAAACGGGUGAAAGAAACAGAGGCAGUUGAAGGAGGAUAUCUGGAGAUGGGGUUUACUCUUUAUCGUAUUCGCUUCGAAGUCAUCGAAGAGGGCGAUGAUUCAUGCAUUAUAAGGUCAACUAUAGAGUAUGACGUGAAGGAAGAGGCAGCUGCUAAUGCAUCCUAUGUCACUAUCGAGCCACUGGAAGGCAUUGCACAAAUUGCCAAAAGCUAUCUCACCAAGAACAAAGCUGCUAAAUAAAGAUGCACUUUAGUGUUUUAUAUAUUUGGAGUUUGUAAUCUUUGAUUGAAAAAUACCCUUUCCUGAAAUAAAAUACCCUUUCUUGCAAA
Messenger RNA from Juglans microcarpa x Juglans regia, 636 nucleotides. RefSeq names its product norbelladine synthase-like. Gene Ontology annotation, molecular function: protein phosphatase inhibitor activity; abscisic acid binding; signaling receptor activity. The record is from RefSeq and is a predicted model, not a curated record. NCBI's taxonomy places the organism in Eukaryota, Viridiplantae, Streptophyta, Magnoliopsida, Fagales, Juglandaceae. Gene Ontology annotation, cellular component: nucleus; cytoplasm. The coding region runs from base 71 to 547 and encodes 158 amino acids. Gene Ontology annotation, biological process: defense response; abscisic acid-activated signaling pathway. The transcript has 2 exons.